Molecule: messenger RNA, 939 nt
Organism: Lottia gigantea (owl limpet)
Lineage: Eukaryota; Metazoa; Mollusca; Gastropoda; Lottiidae
Exons: 2
Coding region: 1-939 (312 amino acids)
Source: RefSeq, a predicted model, not a curated record
AUGGCUCAAUUAACUGAAAUAGGUGGAAUUGAUAAAUUUAAUUGUUCCGGUGAUCCGACGAAAUUAGCAACAAGAUGGCUGAAAUGGUUACGUUCAUUUGAAUUAUAUGCUGAAGGUAAAGGAGUCACGGAUAAUCGUCAAAAGAAAUCGUUAUUGUUGCACUGUGGUGGAAUAGAAAUGCAGGACAUUUUCUUUACUUUUGAAAUCCCUGAUCCAGGAGAAGAAAUAGACAUGAACUUUCAACAUGAUGAGUUAGCUAUUCGUGAUGUUGAUUCCGAAAGAAAAGGAAAAGGGAAACUAUAUACUGACGAGAAAAGGAAAGUGUGUGAAAGUGAUUUAAAAACAGGUGAUUUAGUUUUAUUGAAACAGAAACCUGAAAACAAAUUAAUGCCAAAUUUCGAAACAAACCCAUAUCGUGUUAUUUCUAAAUAUGGAAGUGCUGUCACUGUUGAAAAUAAUAAUGGUGUGCGUUAUAAAAGAAAUUCAACACAUGUGAAAAAGUUUAUCGAGAAAUUAAAUACGACUCAAAGUGGAAAUAAUAGUUUUCAAAGUGUUAAUGUACCAACUGGUGCUCACUCGGAUUCAGUGUUCGAUUAUAAUAGUUUAGAUGAUAUUAUUGAAGAUGAUUCAAUAGUCCGUUUUGAUAAUAAUGUGAAUCGUAAAAAUCAAAAUAUUGUGCAAAAUCGUGAUAAUCAAAAUAGAAAUGUUAGUGAAAAUUAUAAAAGUGCUAAUGUGAAAUCUAGUCAAAAGUGUAAAACACCAAAUAAAACUGUGUCCAAUAAAAUUACAAAGGAAACAAAUAGCGUAUCUCAAACAACAAAUUCUAACAUUGGAAAUAAUAACUCAACUGAUCAAAAUUCAGAAAUUCAAAUAAACACUAGACCAACUAGACUUAAAAGAAUGCCAGAUAGAUAUACAGACUAUAAGAUGGAUAAAUAA